Terrapene triunguis (Three-toed box turtle) is the source of this 1274-nucleotide messenger RNA. It is a transcript of the gene CTU1, whose product is annotated as cytosolic thiouridylase subunit 1. Bases 1 to 1128 code for a protein of 375 amino acids. Gene Ontology annotation, biological process: tRNA wobble position uridine thiolation. The transcript is spliced from 2 exons. Gene Ontology annotation, cellular component: mitochondrion; cytosolic tRNA wobble base thiouridylase complex. Gene Ontology annotation, molecular function: tRNA binding. Lineage: Eukaryota; Metazoa; Chordata; Testudines; Emydidae. The record is from RefSeq and is a predicted model, not a curated record.
AUGCCGGCCCCCUGCUCUGCCUGCGGCGCCAGCCCGGCUGCCCUGCGGCGCCCCAAGACGGGCCACGCCCUGUGCCGCGCCUGCUUCCUGGCGGCCUUCGAGGAGGAGACGCACCAGGCCAUCGUGGCCGGGCGGCUCUUCCGGCCCGGCGAGACCGUGGCCAUCGGUGCCUCGGGCGGCAAGGACUCCACGGUGCUGGCCCACCUGCUGCAGCUCCUUGACCAGCGCCACGGCUACGGCCUGCGCCUGCUGCUGCUCUCCGUGGACGAGGGCAUCGCCGGCUACCGCGACGCCUCCCUGGCCGCCGUGCGCCGCCACCAGCGCCGCUCCGGCCUGCCCCUGCACGUGGUCUCCUACUGCCAGCUCUAUGGCUGGAGCAUGGACCGCAUCGCCCGCCACCUCGGCCCCCGCAAUAACUGCACCUUCUGCGGCGUCUUCCGGCGCCAGGCCCUCGACCGGGGCGCCCUGCUGAUGGGUGCCGACAAGAUCGCCACAGGGCACAACGCGGACGACGUGGCUGAGACGGUGCUGAUGAACUUCCUGCGGGGCGACGUGGGUCGGCUGCGCCGGGGGGCGGGAACAGGGCCGGCAGGCGGGGAGGGGGCCGUGCCCCGCUGCAAGCCCCUGCGCCACGCCUACGAGAAGGAGAUCGUCCUCUACGCCUACUUCCAGGGUCUGGACUACUUCAGCACCGAGUGUGUCUAUGCCCCCCAGGCCUACCGCGGCUACGCCCGUGCCCUGCUCAAGGACCUGGAGGCCGCCCGGCCCAGUGCCGUGGCCGACCUGGGCCACUCGGGCGAGCGGCUCUCGCUGCGCUCCGACCUCCGCAUGCCGGCCCGCGGCACCUGCCAGCGCUGUGGCUACGUGGCCAGCCAGCCCCUGUGCAAGGCUUGCGUCCUGCUGGAGGGGCUCGACCGCGGCCUGCCCAAGCUGGGCAUCGGCAAGCACCGGCGCCUGCGGGACAAGCUGCGGGAUGGGCAGCCCCUCACCCAGGAGGAGCGCAGGCGUCUGGGGGCUCCGGCCGAGGGGGAGCCGCCGGAGGAGCAGGAACCUCGGGGGGAGCUGGGGACAGACGAGGAGCCGUGGGGCAGACGGGAGUUGAGGGGCCCACAGGACCUGGACUUCUGAAGUGGUGUGGGGCGUGCCACUGAGACCAGCCAUGCUCCUGUCCACAGCCCCACUCGGGGGCCGGGGGGGAGUGGGAUCCAAUGGGAUACAACGGGGGAGAUGGGAGCCAGGACUCCUGCGUUCUCUUCCUGGCUCUGGGAGGGGAG